This is a messenger RNA of Olea europaea var. sylvestris, 1352 nucleotides long. Its product is annotated as protodermal factor 1. The record is from RefSeq and is a predicted model, not a curated record. Lineage: Eukaryota; Viridiplantae; Streptophyta; Magnoliopsida; Lamiales; Oleaceae. The transcript has 3 exons. Bases 109 to 1071 code for a protein of 320 amino acids.
UUCUACUUAAAUUUUUGCUUAUUCACAUUCGUUCACAUCAAAAUUUCUCUUUACAGACUUCUCUACUUAUUAGACUUUCGCCUCUUGUUUUGUUCUACAGAAGAUAUCAUGGAUUGGUCACAAAAGCUUUCCUUUACAGCUUUUCUCAUUGUUACAGCAGCCAUUCAUGGAGCUUAUGGAGAUGCUAUGGUCACUGGUACUGUUUUUUGUGACCAAUGCAAAGAUGGCCAAAUAUCCCUUUACGAUUAUCCUUUAUAUGGAAUUAAGGUGAAAAUGGCAUGUUCAGGCAGUAAUGGGCAAUUUACUAUGUGGAGAGAAGAAACAACUAAUUGGUUGGGAAACUAUGCUAUGAAAUUUGAUGGCGCGCCGGACUUAAGUCGUUGUUAUGUGCAGGUUUCGGGUAAUGGGCAAGGAUCGGGCUGCCGGGCAGCUGCUGGUCCAGCCAGUUCUCUGAGAUUAAUGUUCAGGAUGUUUGAUAUGGAAAUGUACACUGUGGAUCCUUUGCUUUCUCAGCCUGCACAGCCGAUGCCCUUCUGCCCAAGAUCCUAUACCCCGGCACCGGUCACUCCGGCUAAUCCUCCACCUGCACCGGUCACCCCCACUAAUCCUCCACCUGUAAGGCUUCCACCACCGCCUCAACCACCAACGGCAUCACCAUUGCCCAAGUUACCGCCACUGCCCCCAGCUCCAUUUUUAGAAGCUUCAGCUUGCUCACACCAGCAGUGGAUGAUGCCGGAACAUAGAUGCUAUUGGAAGGUGGUUACCCCCGACACCAAAGUAGCUGUGGUUUUUGGGCUUGUAGCUGCUCGGAAAUAUGGCACGGACAUGACCCUGGUGCAAAGCAUGAAUGGGAGAGCUGAUCCGUAUAGAACCCUUCUAAGGGAAGGUACAACUGCCCUUCUUAACUCCUACAAUAGCCUUCAGUUCCCAUAUCAUCCUCUAGAUGUAAUCCAAAACAUGAACUGGGCACUGAUGGGAUCUACUCAACACGUCCUUCGCACUGCGCUGAGAUUCAUGAGGGCAAACUCAGGCAAUGGUGCUGCCACCUGCAAGCUUACUCCUUGCAAAUGAUCCGUUCUUCGUUUUGAAUCAAUAUCUAUAGCUUCUUCUUAUAAUAAUUCUGCGGUUAUAUUGUGUUCAUUUAUGCUGUUUGUUGAUCGAGAUGGUGGCUUCAGAUAAUUCUUCUUCGUUGGAAGUGAUUUAAGGAGAUAAAAUUUCUUUACUUGAAUUGAUUAUAGUAACACCAUGGUUGUAGAAUGUCUGUCUUGUAAUAAGUUACUGGUGUUUGCAAUGUACUGCAUUAUCUUCCAGCGACACAUUAUAAAUUCAUUAUUGGAUUUGCUUUUCGCUUA